Molecule: messenger RNA, 183 nt
Organism: Schistosoma curassoni
Lineage: Eukaryota; Metazoa; Platyhelminthes; Trematoda; Strigeidida; Schistosomatidae
Source: the annotation of a GenBank genome assembly
AUGGAUUGUGUAAUGAAAACGAUAAAGAGAAUACAACAAUUAAUUAUUCAGUCUUCUGGACAAAAUCAAACUAUCACUGAGUCAAUAUUAGAAACAGAUAACUUAGAACAAAAAUUACAUUUGCUUAUAGCUACAGCUAUUGAUAUUAUUGAUAACCAAAUAAAUGGACCGAAUUCUCCAUGA